Messenger RNA from Sitophilus oryzae (rice weevil), 1215 nucleotides. Its product is annotated as GATA zinc finger domain-containing protein 14-like. Bases 1 to 1215 code for a protein of 404 amino acids. The transcript has a single exon. The record is from RefSeq and is a predicted model, not a curated record. Lineage: Eukaryota; Metazoa; Arthropoda; Insecta; Coleoptera; Curculionidae.
AUGCUAGUAUAUACUUCGCCGAUAGACCUUCAAAUAUCCUUCACAAAUCAAAACUCUACUUGGAAUAUCACAGCAUCAAAUUUGAGCCAGUUUGAUAAUCCGAAGGUAGACUUGAGUAUCCGAAAUUAUAAUGCCACAAAUGCUACAACUUUAUUCAAUAACAAUGUAUCUAUCAAGGAAACACCACUAUAUAGAAAUCCUACUAAUCAUGUUGAAAACAACCCCAAUGAUUUCGAGCUUUCCAAUCCAAGUUUAAACGUACGUACUUCAUUCCAUAACGAUCUAUCUACCAAGGAAAUACCACUAUAUAGAAAUCCUAUUAAUCAUGUUGAAAACAACCCCAAUGAUUUCGAGCUUUCCAAUCCAAGUUUAAACGUGCAUUCUUCAUUCCAUAACGAUGUAUCUACCAAGGAAAUACCACUAAAUAUAAAUUCUAUUAAUGAAGUUGAAAACAACCCCAAUGAUUUCGAGCUUUCCAAUCCAAGUUUAAACAUCCCUACAGAAUAUAGUAGUGCAGUUCCUUUAGAUGACAGUUACCUGAAUGUACCUAACCAAUUAGAUUCGGGUUUGGGGUAUUCUGGACAUAAUUAUGAUAAUGUAAAUUAUCCAGUUAAUGCAGAUUUACUUAAUGUUGAAACACAAAACGUAAGCGUGGCUAUUCAGUUCAAUAAUAACACAGUCAAUGCCGGAAAUCAAAACAUAAAUCUACCGAAUAUCAGUAAUAUUGUAACAAAUUCAUUAAAUAAUCAAAAUGCCACUACUGUAGGUAACACAAUUCAGGAAGCAACUACAACAAGUGUACCAGUAGACCAGACAAGUCUAACAUCACAAACUGUUCUAAGAAAUGAAAAUAAUACAUUACUAUUAAACAACAGAACUAUAUUUAACGAGACUAGAAAUGGGACUUUGAGAAACUUGAAUCUAAGAAAUGGUAAUAUAAUUCACUAUCACCAUCAUCAGCAUCUUCACGAUCAUGAUCAUGUUGAAAAACACAAGCAUAUUUAUGUGAAAAAUUCCAAAGUGCCUUUUGCUAAUCUGCGUAACCAAGCUCAAAGUACUUAUCCUAAUCAAAUUUUGAAGAGUUAUAAUACUGACACAAGCAACCACUAUCGCUACGAGCAGCACACUCAUUACCAGAGACAUCGUAAGAGGAAAUUUAAAAGACCGAAAAAUAGGAUCACAGGGUAUAAGAUUUACUAUACGAAAUAUAGAUAG